UAGAGACCCCUCAGUUAUCUUCAAGCUGCAAACACCCAGGAUUUUUUCCUUCUAUUUUGUGGCUAGACUCUGGAAAGCUCCUCUGGCUGCUGGACAAAGUGAAGAUUUUGAAUGCCAAGGUGACAGCAAUGAACAGUGUGAAGGCAAACACCCUGGUGCAUUUAUACAAGCAGCUGAAAAAUAUCUGGAGUCCCCCAGCAGUGCCUGCAAGACUCUGCACCCUGGCUGCCUGCACUCAAAAAAAUCGGAAUAAUGCACUGCAUCCACUUUGGCAGAGUCCACUCACGAUUCCUGGGGGCACCCGGCAGUCUCCAAUCAAUAUCCAGUGGAGAGACAGUGUUUAUGACCCCUUCCUGAAGCCUCUGAAAAUCAGCUACGACCCCAAAACCUGUCUUCACAUUUGGAACAAUGGAUAUUCAUUCCUGGUGGAGUUUGAUGAUUCUACUGAUAGAUCAAUCAUCGUUGGAGGUCCCUUGGAAAACCAGUACAGGCUAAAGCAGUUCCACUUCCAUUGGGGAGCUAUAAAUGAGUGGGGCUCAGAGCACACAGUUGACAGUAAAUUUUACCCAGCAGAGUUACAUUUAGUACACUGGAAUGCUGUUGCCUACCCAACUUUUGAAGAAGCAGUGAUGGAAGGUGAUGGCCUGGCUGUCAUUGGAGUGUUUCUGAAGCUAGGAGCACACCAUGAAGGGCUGCAGACACUGGUGGAUGCCUUGCCAGCAGUUAAGCACAAGGACACAAUUAUUGAGUUUGAUGUCUUCGAUCCUUCCUGUUUGCUGCCUUCAUGCCCUGAUUAUUGGACCUAUGCUGGCUCUUUGACUACUCCCCCACUUACUGAAUCAGUCACUUGGAUUAUCAAGAAGCAGCCAAUAGAGGUUGAUGAGAAUCAGCUGGAGGCAUUUCGGAUGCUGCUCUUUACUUCAGAUGGGGAAGAGGAGAAGAGAAUGGUAGACAACUUCCGUCCUCUUCAGCCUCUAAUGAACCGAACCGUCCGCUCCUCCUUCCAGAGCAGUCACCUCUUGAAUCCUGAAGUACAGCCCCAGGACCAUGCUGAGCACAUCAGGCCAUAGAUGGGCUGAGAAGUCAGUCCAGACCUGCAAUACCUGGAGGUGACUGAUUGUUAUUUUUUCAGUGUUUUUCCUUUUCCUGCAGUGUGUAUGUGCCAUGCAGUUUCCCAGCCAGCCAGUCUCAGUUCUGCCAAGUGCCAUUUGUCCUUCUGGGGAGAAGCUGGGUCAUUUUUUAAGAAGGAAACAAUAUUAAUCCUUAAAUUUACAUCCUAUAAAGCAUGUUGGAUCAGUAGGGAUUUUUUUUUUUUGGACAGCUAAAGGAAAAACAAGGGCAGGAGUUCUCUUUCCCCUACCUCUUUUCUGAAUUGUUCUGUCUCUUCAAAUGUUCUUUCAGUGACUUGCAUGACUUAAUCAUCCCAACUUAAAAAUAUGUUAUCAGGCAUCAAGUUUAAUGAAGUGAAAUGUUUUAAUACUGCUUAGAUCCUUUUGUGGAAUUGUUUUAGGGGUCUGCAAAGCAAACCAGCUUCUCUAGUCACCUAUACAGUGACAGCUGAGCUUCCUUUUUCCUUGGUGCUUAGGAUGAUGAUGAGAGAAGGGAAAAAAUUACUUAGAGAAUUUAAUAUCUUUCCACUCUAUUGACUGCAUGAUCCAUGUUCAUGGAUGUCACCAAAUGUCCACUCUUAACUACAUCACAAGCCAGGAGACUUUUUCUAAAACAUUAUAACAAGUGUAGAAGCUUUUAACUGUGUCAGCUUCCCCUCUUUUACAUUAAUAAUGUGUCAAGAGAAGAGAGCAGAAUAGAGUUCAGCAGUCUCUCAAGACUGGCAGGAGCAGCAAAUCAUCUGGAAAUGUCCAAUUGAUCCCAGGAAGUUGAUGGCAUCAGAGGGCAGCAAAAUGAAAUAAGUCUCUGCUAGCCCUCCCAGUGGGAUUUUUAGGGGGAAAAAAAAGCAAGCACUAAAAACCCAACAAUUCCUGCAACUUAAACCUCUGCUGGGAGAGUAUGGACCAAAUAGAGCAUUCAGAUAGUUGAAAGAUUUAUAUUUCUUUUUUAAAUAACUCGUAGAGCACCAGUGCACUGUCUUAAAAGCUUUGCCUUAAGAUCUACUUUUCUAAUAAAGAGUUCUCUAGCUUCAGAACAACUGGGGACCAGGUUGUAUUUAAGCACCUUAUGAAGUGGUGGGAAUUUCUUUGUGGACCAGGCAAAACUGUUGUGUGAGGUGCCAGAAGUGGAGCCUUAUCCUAGAGUUACAGUCCACUUGCCACAAGUAUUAUCUACCUCUGAAGCAUGCUACUACCAGCCAUAAUUCCUCUCAAGCACCUUCCUCACUGACUUUUUAUUUGCUUUACUCUGUGCCAGUGCAUGAAAUGAAUGUGCCUGAGGAGGAGCAAGUCUGUCUGUACACUUGCACAGCCCUGAUGGAUUGUAUUGGAGGAGCUUUGUAGGAGAACAGAUGUGACUUGGGCUGCAAAGUCCCUGAUUGCUGCUCUGAUUCAGCACAAGUGAUGCCAGGACACCAGCUUGUCACUGCUGAAUUCAGAAUGUUAGAAUCAGUACCUUUUUUCUUUUAAUUUUUAAUUCAGAUGUUUAAUUUAAAAGCACUUUAACAUGGUUUUGUUUUUGUUUUUUUUGAGUGGCCCAUAUGAUUUUAAGGUUUUUUUUUUAAUAUUCUUCUUUAGGCAAUGAAGUGCCCAGAUCCUGCCUGUGCUUCUUUAGUAGCUCUGCCUCAGGCUGUUGUUAUGCUGCAAUAAUUGUGCCUUUUUUCCCUUGGCAGCUUGAAACGUUCCCACUUAACCUUAAGGUGACUCUGGGGUGGAAAAUCUCUCUUCCAUCCCCGUGCUGUAUACAUCUCUUUGCUGUGUAGUUUAUUCACUAUGGUUGUGUGUGCAUCUACUGCACUGAUUGUUUAAAAUAUCUGGAGACAGGGUCAGCACAGCAACCAUUCAGUGUGCUACAAAAAUUAAGCUUUGCAGGGUUUUUAAGUUGCUUUGCUGGUUUUUAAGUUGCAUUUACAGGUUACUUGGUGUAUGAGCAUCUCUGGGUUUCCUUAGGCAGUAUCUGAAUUGCAGGGCAGAUUGUUGUUGAAAUGAGUGGUCUGAAAAUUAACAGAAAGGGGAUUUUUGGGGUUGUUUUAACUUUGGUGUUGCACAUGACUCUGUUUGCCUUGCAAAAGCAAACUUCAAGAAAAAGUUUGUGUGUUUGCACAUGUCUGUAAAGCAGCAGAUGGGAUGUGAGUGUUUUGCCUUAUUCUCUCAGCUGUGUGGAGGGGAGGAAAUGAUUGCUGGACAAGAGCUAAUAUUGGUUAGAAUUUUGCACAGCUGAGGUCUGCAUUAGGAACCUUCAGGCUUUUCCCCUUGGAUGGUACAAUUCCAAAGGCUCAAAGCACACAUUUAUAUAUUUGACCUUGCAUAGCAGUCACUUCUGUUGCUUAACACUGUUCUGGGAGGUGUUCCUGUGGCAA
Molecule: messenger RNA, 3466 nt
Organism: Calypte anna (Anna's hummingbird)
Lineage: Eukaryota; Metazoa; Chordata; Aves; Apodiformes; Trochilidae
Gene: CA5A
Product: carbonic anhydrase 5A
Exons: 7
Coding region: 129-1070 (313 amino acids)
Cellular component (GO): cytoplasm; mitochondrion
Molecular function (GO): zinc ion binding; carbonate dehydratase activity
Source: RefSeq, a predicted model, not a curated record